AAGAAGAUUCUACAAUGAGAAGGAUGAUGUCUCUUCUCCUCCUCCUGGUCCUGCUGGGUGCUCCUCAUGGGAUGGCUGCAGAUUCUGAUCCUUGUGUGACCCGCACCGUUCUUGAUGAGCCCUGGAGAAGCACAAGCAACACACAAGACUUCGUCCCCUCCCCGAACUGUGAUAUUUCCAAGAACGGAUGGUAUCAGUUUGUUGGCAGUGGAGGUGUUCGUAUGCCGCAAUCCUGUGUACCCAUAAAUAGUUGUAAUACAAACGCUCCAAUGUGGAUGAAUGGAACACACCCAGUCUUGGAAGACGGCAUCGUGAGUCGCACGGCUUGUGCCAAUUGGAAUGAAAACUGCUGCUCCUGGACAUCAACCAUCCAGGUUAAGGCGUGUCCCCAGGGAUAUUAUGUGUACAAAUUAACUGGAACUCCACAAUCAGCGUGCUCGUUGUCCUAUUGUACAGACCCACUUACAGCUCGAGACCUUUGUGCAGCAGAUGAGGAAUGGAAGACGGGGGACAAAGGUGACAGAUGUUACUGCAAGGAUCAAUAUAAAGUUUCCAGUUUGUCUGAGAUGCGUCCUGAGCUGACCUGUGGAGCGAACGAGAUGACGGCCUCCUUCCAUAAGUGUCAGAUGAAGGAUUUGAACACCUUUUUGAGUCGGGAGAAUAUAAAGGACAGCAGCUGCUUCAGCUUUGAGGAUAACAGCGCUACAAAUACAUUUUCAGUCCUGGCCUCUCUACAAGCCGGAGGAUGCGGAGUCCAGUCCUCUCAAAAUGGAAGCCACGUCACAUAUCGGAGUACGAUUUCCACUGAUCCGUUCAAGGGAGAGAUAAUCACGAGGAAUGACUCCUUGACCGUAACCGUGUCCUGUGUCUAUAAGCUGGAUAUGAUUACAAGUCUGAAUCUAGCCCUGAAACCUUUAAUCAGCUCGGUAAAUAUCGCAGUUGGUGGGACGGGACAAUUCCAGGCCAUCAUGGUUCUGUAUAAAGACAGCAGCUACACCACUCCAUAUGAAGGGUCACAGGUCUCCUUGUCUUCUAAGACCAUCUUGUAUAUUGGAGUCUUCAUUCAGGGUGGAGACACAUCGGCGUACGCUCUGGUGAUGAGGAACUGCUACGCCACCCCAACACAAGCUGCUAACGACACUCUGAAAUACUACAUCAUCAAAAACAGCUGUCCCAACAAGCAAGAUGAAAGCAUAAACGUUGUAAAGAACGGUGUCUCUGCGGAGGGACAGGUAUCGGUGAAGAUGUUUAAAUUUGUGGGAGAUUAUAACCUCGUCUACCUUCAUUGCGCUGUGAGCCUGUGCGAAGUCAAGUCUGGAGCCUGCCAACCGGUUUGUAAUUCAAGGAGCCAAAGAUCCGACUUGGACUCCUACAAUCUGAAAAUUGGACCAAUCAUCCGCUCAGAUAUCAAAGACUCAGCCAUCACCAGUUCUCACAGUUUCUGGGCUCUGCUUCCCACCGCUCUGCUACUGCUGAUACUCUCCAUGUGAUCGGGACGUAACACGUCUGUACGUCAUCCUCUGUGGUCCAGUAUAUUAUCGGUGUGAUGUGGAAGGAACGGGAUUGGUGCAAAUUUUAAACCAACAUCUCACUAAUGAGUAGAAGAGACUUUUACAGAAUCACUUCAGACGUGUCUCCUCAGCCGGACCUUUCUUGGUUACGCUUUGCAUUGAAGACAAAAGAAAGACAUCAUUGUAAUAUUGUAACUGAAAACUGUAAAUUUGUUCUCUGGAAACUUUUUCUGAUGAUUUACCAAGAUUAUUAUCAACUAGAAAAUGCAUUUCCUGAGGAUGGGACUUCAAGUUUU
Messenger RNA from Rana temporaria (common frog), 1807 nucleotides. Its product is annotated as pancreatic secretory granule membrane major glycoprotein GP2-like. Lineage: Eukaryota; Metazoa; Chordata; Amphibia; Anura; Ranidae. The transcript is spliced from 10 exons. The record is from RefSeq and is a predicted model, not a curated record. The coding region runs from base 15 to 1490 and encodes 491 amino acids. Gene Ontology annotation, cellular component: apical plasma membrane; cell surface. Gene Ontology annotation, biological process: neutrophil migration.